This is a messenger RNA of Formica exsecta, 903 nucleotides long. Its product is annotated as P17/29C-like protein DDB_G0287399. The record is from RefSeq and is a predicted model, not a curated record. NCBI's taxonomy places the organism in Eukaryota, Metazoa, Arthropoda, Insecta, Hymenoptera, Formicidae. The coding region runs from base 1 to 900 and encodes 299 amino acids. The transcript is spliced from 5 exons.
AUGCAAAGCACGACACUCGUCUCGUCGGAAUUGAGCUCGUCGGAAUCUAUCACAUCCUCGUCGGAACUAAGCUCAUCUGCAUCUCUUACUACUUGCAGUUGCGAGGACGGGGGCUGCACGGACUGCGAUUAUUCAUUGUUUAGAAACAAGAAAGAAAGAAAGAGAGACGAAAUUAGAUUUAUGAAAAGUAGAAAAAAAUUAUCGAAAAGAAGGAAUCCGUUCAAAAUGUCUUCGAAAAAUUUAAAAAAGCUCGAGAGCAAAAGGAAUUCGAAGAAGGAAGCGCUAAAAGUUCUCGAAAGAAACAAAGAGCUUUUGAAAGACAUCUACUUAUCUGAUUCUUCCGAUGAUUCCGACUGCAAUUGUUAUUAUACGCGCUGCAACUGCAAACGAUACAGCAGCAAGAACAAACAGAAAUAUUCGAAAAAUAAACGCGACAAGAGAAUGUCCUCGAAAUGUCUAGGAAAAUUUACGAAAACUGCGACAACUUGCGAAUCACUUAAGUGUGCAAAAAGGAAGAAAAGCGGAACGAAAUCUUCUGGAAAAGCCAAGACUAGCUUGUUCAAUUCUCACAGUUGUAAUUGCAAUUCGCGCGAUCGAAAUCGUGUAACGAAGUGCGCAGGAUCCUCAAGGAGUUCGAAAGUGUCAAAAAAGUUUACGAGAAAUGCGAAAAAUAAUAAGAAAGUUUCAAGGAAGCGCACGACAGGAUGUUCUGAAAGAUAUUCAUCGUCGUUCUCAAGCGAGGAUUCUGAAGAUGAGUCGUCCUCAAGCGAGGAUUCUGAAGAUGAAUCGUCCUCGUUCACAAGCGAUGAUUCUGAAUAUGAGUCUUUUAGUAGUAAUAAAGAUUCCCGUGAUCAUUGCUGCGGAAAAAUGCGUCAAUCACGUCGUAAAAUGAAAUGUUAACUA